GCGGGGCAAGCGGUCGACGAUAGGGCGGGUACGUAAGUUCGCCAGCAAAUACCUUAGCGCUGCGACAUCCGUACAGCAGCAUUGCCGAGCAGUUGCCACACUCGCUGGACUUCUUACUCUUGCUGACAUUGUUCUUUCUUGUCAUUCGACCUUUCCUUACAACAACACUAAUUCUCUACCAACAUCAAAGCAAUACACAAAAAUGGCACCACACGCUGAAGGACAGAAUGGCAACGGGGCUACCGAGGCUGUUGCUAGCAAUGGACAUACUGUGCCUGCCAACGAGGGCCAAGCGCCUCUUGAGCCGGGGAUAAAGAAGACGAUUGCUCAAGGCAAGAUGACAGAGUUCCCCAGACCACCAAAAUUCGAAGACAAAUACAAGGAACGAGAAUACCUCAAAGGCCGCCUCGCAGCUGCCUUCCGCAUCUUCGGCAAAUAUGGUUUCGACGAAGGUGUUGCAGGACACAUCACCCUCAGAGAUCCAGUGCAACCAGAUUGCUUCUGGGUCAACCCAUUCGGCGUGGCGUUCUCCUUGAUCAACAAGUCCGAUCUCAUCCUUGUCAACCACUCCGGACAGGUCAUCGAUGGAGGCCCAUGCCGACUUCUUAACACGGCGGCGUAUAUGAUUCACUCGGCGAUCCAUGCUGCGAGGCCAGAUGUGAAUUGUGCAGCUCAUAGUCACUCGAUUUAUGGACGGACUUGGUGUUCGUUGGGGAGGAAGAUUGACACGUUGACGCAGGAUGCUUGUGCGUUUCAUAAUGAUCAUGUGGUUUAUGAUAGUUUUAAUGGGGUCGUGUUGGCGGAGAAGGAGGGGAAGGAUAUUGCGAAGUGCCUUGGGGAUAAGAAGGCGGCGCUGUUGCAGAAUCAUGGGUUGUUGACUGUGGGAUCUACGAUUGAGGAGACAAUCUUCUGGUUCGUGUCGUUGGAGAAGUGCUGCCACUCUCAGCUCAUGGCCGAGGCGGCUGCUGCUUCGCGAGGCGAGAAGCCGAUUGCGAUUGGUGAGGAAGAGGCCCAGUACACUCAUCGUUCUGUGGGCACUGGACGUGCUGGCUGGUUCAGUGCGAAGCCGCUGUUCGACGUGGUCCACAAGGAGACCAAUGGCGAUUAUCUGCAGUAGUGGAGGAAGGGGAGAUCAUCAUGAAGGAGAAUACCCAGAAUGUCAAACUUGUGAGGAGCACAGUACCUGCAAAAGUGCAAAGCUUCAUGGACGAACAGAUCGGAAAUGUACUCUUGCUUUCUUGAGCAGAUCUAUU
Molecule: messenger RNA, 1253 nt
Organism: Cercospora beticola
Lineage: Eukaryota; Fungi; Ascomycota; Dothideomycetes; Mycosphaerellales; Mycosphaerellaceae
Product: class II aldolase/adducin family protein
Cellular component (GO): cytoskeleton
Molecular function (GO): actin filament binding
Source: RefSeq, a predicted model, not a curated record